Molecule: messenger RNA, 1213 nt
Organism: Mollisia scopiformis
Lineage: Eukaryota; Fungi; Ascomycota; Leotiomycetes; Helotiales; Mollisiaceae
Product: Arabinanase/levansucrase/invertase
Exons: 2
Coding region: 156-1121 (321 amino acids)
Biological process (GO): carbohydrate metabolic process
Molecular function (GO): hydrolase activity, hydrolyzing O-glycosyl compounds
Source: RefSeq, a predicted model, not a curated record
CACCAUCCAACCUCCAACCUCAAUCAACACCAGUCUCCUAACCCUCACGAUGGCUAAUCUGGCUAAACUCUCCAAUCUCGAACCUACAUAAGAACCUCUCUCCAUCACCAUCCAAUUCCUUAAACCAUAUCCGUCACCCAAAACCAAAAGCCAAGAUGUCCUCCGAACCCCUCGUAACCCACAUCUUCACGGCCGACCCCUCGGCGCACGUCUUCAACGGCCGAAUCUACGUCUACCCUUCGCAUGACAUCGCGACUCCCAUCCAAGACAACGACAAUGGCGACCAAUACGCCAUGACCGACUACCACGUGCUAUCCAUGGACGCGGUCGGCUCGCCCGUCACGGACCAUGGGGUCGUUCUCUCCCUCGAAGAUGUUCCCUGGGCGGGCAAGCAGCUCUGGGCUCCGGACGCUGCGGAGAAGAAUGGGAAGUUUUAUCUGUUUUUCCCGGCGCGGGAUACGGAGGGUGUGUUUCGGAUUGGGGUCGCGGUGGGGGAUAAGCCAGAGGGGCCGUUUAAGCCGGAAGAGAAGCCGAUUGAGGGGAGUUAUAGUAUUGAUCCGGCGAGUUUUGUGGAUGAGGAUGGGGAGGCGUAUUUGUAUUUUGGGGGGAUUUGGGGUGGCCAAUUACAAUGUUGGACCACAGGAAAAUUCGACAAAGAAGCAUACACCAACAUGGAAGCGCAAUCUGGUCCCGCUCUCCUGCCACGCGUAGCCAAACUCUCCUCAGACAUGCUCUCCUUCACCUCCCCACCCACCGAGCUCGAGAUCCUCGAUCCCGUGACCAAGAAACCGCUAGAUUCAUCUGAUCACGAUAGACGGUUCUUUGAAGCUGCAUGGAUGCACAAAUAUAACGGCAAAUACUAUUUUUCGUACUCUACUGGAGAUACGCAUUAUCUCGCCUACGCAGUUGGAGAUAGUCCUGUGGGUCCGUUCACGUAUGGAGGGAAGAUAUUGGAGCCUGUGCAAGGGUGGACGACGCAUCAUAGUAUUGUGGAGCAUGACGGGAGGUGGUGGUUGUUUCAUCAUGAUACAAGUAUGAGUGGGAAGAAUCACUUGAGAUGUGUGAAGGUUAGGGAGAUCUUUUAUGAUAAGGAGGGAAAGAUUGUAUUGACUCCGGAGUGAAUAUUUGCAUAACCAUGAAAAUAAGAUUUUGUUCCGGCCAAGGCGACGCUUGAAGCACAAAGCCAAGAUAUUCAAGUUUCAGCAGCUGGCAG